GCGUCAGGUUGGGGAACGGAAGCGGGAGCGGGGGGGCGUGUUUGUCAGAGGACGCGUCGUCGCCCCUGUGUGCUCAAUUCUGUUUGUUUCUCUGCGAUGUUUACGAGGGUCUCGGCUCUCCUCCCUCUUCGCCCCCUUUCCCGCCUCCCUUUGUGCUCCGGAGACCCAGAGGUAUCGGCGGCCGCCGUCGUGCUACUCGCUUCUCCGCAUGGAUCUGUCAGGACAAAAUAUAAUAUCCAAAGAUAUUUUGGCACUAACAGCGUGAUCUAUAGCAAGAAAGAUGAGCAGUCUGUUCCAACCCGUGAGAUUUCCAAGGAGACAGAGAGCCAACACAGUGUAAAGGAGAAUACGAAAAAAGACUUGGUAAAUAUUCUUAAGGGAAUGAAAGUUGAAUUAAGCUCAGUAAAUGUACAAACAACAAAGCCACCCAACAGAAGACAACUUAAAAGUUUGGAGGCUUCAACUGUCAGACUUCAGAGUGCUCCAGAAGAUGCCCCCCAAAAGAGAAGUGAGUCCCUGAGCCCGGAGUUGGUGGCGGCUGCCUCCGCGGUUGCAGACUCUCUCCCUUUUGACAAGCAGAUGACCAAGUCAGAUCUGCUGAAGCAGCUCCAGCAGCACGAGGAAGCCUCGAGGGCACAGAAGGAUGGAGAGAGACCUAAAAUUAGUUUCACUGACAUCAUAUCAGAUAUGAAAGUUGCCAGAUCUGCCACAGCGAGAGUUAGCACAAGACCAGUGCAUCAGAUUCAGUUUGAUGAAGGGACUGAUGAUUUUGUUGGCCAAGCGAAGCCUGCUGAUCUGAGAAGAAGUUUUAGGAAAAAUAUAUUCAAGGGGAAGAGGCUUAAUAUUUUUGAGCUUAAGGCAGUUACUGAAGAGGCACCUGAAACAGAGGCAGUACCUUCUCUUUGGGAUGUAGAAUUUGCUAAGCAGUUAGCGGCGGUCAAUGAACAACCCUUUCAGAAUGGUUUUGAAGAGAUGAUCCAAUUGACAAAAGAGGGGAAAUUGUGGGAGUUCCCAAUUAACAAUGAAGCAGGUUUUGAUGAUGAUGGUUCAGAAUUUCAUGAACAUAUAUUUCUGGAUAAAUACCUGGAGGAUUUUCCAAAACAGGGACCAAUUCGCCACUUCAUGGAGUUGGUGACCUGUGGCCUUUCCAAAAACCCGUAUCUGAGUGUUAAACAGAAGGUUGAACAUAUAGAGUGGUUUAGGAACUAUUUUAAUGAAAAACGGGACAUUCUAAAAGAAAGUGGCAUACAGUUCAAUUGAAGAUCAUGGAAAUUCUUAUUUCAAGCUGUUGGAGAUUCGUAUUAUAAUUAAAUAAUUUUACUAGAA
Molecule: messenger RNA, 1326 nt
Organism: Globicephala melas (long-finned pilot whale)
Lineage: Eukaryota; Metazoa; Chordata; Mammalia; Artiodactyla; Delphinidae
Gene: MRPS31
Product: mitochondrial ribosomal protein S31
Cellular component (GO): mitochondrial small ribosomal subunit
Molecular function (GO): structural constituent of ribosome
Source: RefSeq, a predicted model, not a curated record